CCGUGCCAAUACCACAUUCACAGGGCUACACUACGUACGGAAACAGCAAAAAGUCCCUCGAUAAACUUAGACAUUACCGUUCUUGCGACUUUUAAGGAUAUAUAUUACGCCGAUGUGCUACUGCAACAGAGUAAACUGCGAAGGAACAGACUGUAAGAGGACUAACGUUAUACAGCAAGGAGCCGAAAACAUUCGCACCAAGAAACUACAAUCACAUAGUGACUCGAGAAUGGAUCGCAGCAGCGCCACUUCAGCCGUUGUACCACGUGACGACGCCGUAGUUCCGCCUGGCAGCGACAGUUGCUGUAGUCAUGUUCCCUGUGGAAUGGAUAUAGACCAGCAGCUCCACUCCCUGCAGACCAGGUUAAAGGGUACGGAAACGUUGAGCGUGCUGUUGUCAGAAGCUCGGGAACAGAUCGCGCAACUGUCGGCCGCGCUGAGAGAGCGAGAGGGCACGAUAGUCUUGCUACAGAACCGCCUGGCUCAGAGCGGACUCAGUACGAGUCUAAGCCUGGGGUCCACAGAACGGAUCGUGCCGGGCGCCUCACGGGAACUCGUCCAAGGACUGAUCCGGGAAAACGCCAGGCUAAAGCAAUCACUCAGGGGAGCACCAAUGGACGAGGAACUCAGACGGAGGUUUGCCGAGCAGCAAAACAGCAUCAAGAUCCUAGAAGACGAACUGACCGAGAGAAGAGAGUCUCUCAGGAAGCUGGAAGACGCCCUGUCUUCCUCUGAGGACGACAAGGACAAGCUGAUAGCCUCGCUUCGCGCCAGGCUUCAGGAGCUGGAGAAGAGCACCCAGACGCAGGACGUCCUGUGUAGGAGCCUGACGGAAGAGUCCGAGACUUUAAGAACGAGACUACAGGCCACGGCAGAAAUGUGCAACGAACUCGCCAAGAAACUAGAAGCCGAAAAGGCCAACAGAAAGAAAGACGACCCAAGCGAAGAGUUGGAAAAGGAGAUGAGACAGAUGUCUGUCAGCGAAGAGAAGAGGUACAAGCAAGAGAGGCGAAGAGCUCAGGAGGAAAUCACCAGACUGCAGAGCCAAGUCAAAGAGCUCGUAGACAUGAACACAAGAUGGCAGAUCUACAACGACCAAAGAGAGCAGUACGUCCAACAACUGAGAGAGAAACAGCUUCAGCUGGAAAACCGCCCAAUCACACCCUCAGCGCCCGUGGCCGUACACUCGGGGCUGACCGAAGAACAACAGCGCAGAAUAGACCAGACAAUCCUCAACGCCAAGAGGGAGACGGAGAAGACUAAAGAGGAGGCCAUGAGACUACAUGACGAUCUCACCGUGGCCAGGAACAUCGCGUUCGAACUGCAGGCACAGAUCGAACAACUGCAGAUGGAGAAGGACCACUCCAGGCGGGAGAUAGCGGAACUGCGCCGCCAGGGGGCGCAACUGCCGGGCGGCGACGCCCAGGAGACGAUACAGAUGCUUCAGCAACAGGUCCAGGUGUGUACAGAAGACUUCCAGGCUGAGCGGCAGGACCGCGAGGCGCUACAGACCCGGCUGGAGGAUCUGCUGACUGCCCAGGAGCGGGACAGACAGGUGAUCACCAUGCUGAGAGAACAGGUCCGCCAGCUCCAGGCCACCGGCGCCGGGUACCGGGCAGCCACACUCCCGCGUCCCUGCCAGGCAGAGUACCGCCGCAACCAGCCUGUACAACAGUCGAUGCUGAUUGCAAGGGGUCAUCACCAUGGUUACGACGUGAUUGACGGCGGCAUGCAGGACGACGACGACUUGACGACGGACGGCGUCGGCAGCGACUCUGACGACAGCGCAGCGAGGAGAGAACACAUGCUUUACUGUCCCCGCUGCAAGCGCGAAUACAGCAAGGACAAACAUGACCUGCUACUGGAACACAUAGACGUCUGCUGUAGCUAAAAUACUAAACACGUAACGUUAGUUGUCAUAGCAACGGAAUCAUGAAGCCGCAAAAUGUCUUUAUAGCACCUGUUACUGUCGUAAAAAGAGGGUGUGUCCCGGUAUGGACUCUUUGGUUGUCCAUCGUUGUCGAUGAAGACUUCAUAAAACUUGUAACUGUCACUAAAUGGGGCAUGUAUACAUUGUAAUCUCUGUAGUAUUUAAACUUAGAGUUCAUGUUGGAGUUUGUAGGAUAUUGUUGACGAUGUAUAUGUAAUAAGCUAGCCGGAGUGACUGCAAAUGGAGAGGACCAUUCAGCUAGGCUGCAAAUACUAGUAGUGGAACAGCGUGUGUGAUAGGGAACCGUUAGCUGUAACGCAAC
Branchiostoma belcheri (Belcher's lancelet) is the source of this 2252-nucleotide messenger RNA. RefSeq names its product TNFAIP3-interacting protein 2-like. Gene Ontology annotation, biological process: mitotic cytokinesis; regulation of phosphatidylinositol 3-kinase/protein kinase B signal transduction. The coding region runs from base 113 to 1891 and encodes 592 amino acids. NCBI's taxonomy places the organism in Eukaryota, Metazoa, Chordata, Leptocardii, Amphioxiformes, Branchiostomatidae. The transcript has 7 exons. The record is from RefSeq and is a predicted model, not a curated record.